Messenger RNA from Egretta garzetta (little egret), 1518 nucleotides. It is a transcript of the gene GLUL, whose product is annotated as glutamate-ammonia ligase. Lineage: Eukaryota; Metazoa; Chordata; Aves; Pelecaniformes; Ardeidae. The coding region runs from base 287 to 1408 and encodes 373 amino acids. The transcript is spliced from 7 exons. The record is from RefSeq and is a predicted model, not a curated record. Gene Ontology annotation, cellular component: cytoplasm. Gene Ontology annotation, molecular function: glutamine synthetase activity.
CCGGGCUGCUCAGCGGUUGCUUGCGCUGCCUGUUGCUUGCUUUUGUGCUGUCUCCUGCCCUAGUCCGGGCUUGUUAACUUCAGACCAGCUGAUCUUAGACGGCGGCCGGGGCUGCCAAGCCCUCCUUUCUGGAGCAAGUAGAUUAAGAAAGCCCCAGCUAAGCUUUCCUCUGCGUUAGCCUUGCUCCGGAGCGGUGGUGGGUGUGGAGGUGAAAAGUUCACGCAAGACCGAGGAGCACUUUUGAAGGCUGUUGCUUGGUAGGAACCCCCUUGUCCGGUCUGCAGCCAUGGCCACCUCAGCGAGCUCCCACCUGAGCAAAGCUAUCAAGCACAUGUACAUGAAGCUGCCCCAGGGGGAGAAGGUCCAGGCCAUGUACAUCUGGAUCGAUGGGACGGGGGAGCACCUCCGCUGCAAAACGCGCACACUGGACCACGAGCCCAAGAGCCUCGAAGAUCUCCCUGAGUGGAAUUUCGAUGGCUCCAGCACCUUCCAGGCUGAAGGCUCCAACAGUGACAUGUACCUGCGACCUGCUGCCAUGUUUCGGGACCCUUUUCGCAAGGAUCCCAAUAAACUAGUUCUGUGUGAGGUCUUCAAAUACAACCGCCAGUCUGCAGAGACAAAUCUCCGACACACCUGCCGGCGGAUUAUGGAUAUGGUGUCCAACCAGCACCCCUGGUUUGGGAUGGAGCAAGAGUACACACUUCUGGGGACAGAUGGACAUCCGUUUGGCUGGCCUUCCAACGGCUUCCCUGGCCCCCAAGGUCCGUACUACUGCGGGGUAGGGGCAGACAAAGCCUACGGCAGAGACAUUGUGGAGGCCCACUACCGAGCGUGCCUUUAUGCUGGUGUGAAAAUUGGAGGAACCAAUGCAGAAGUGAUGCCAGCCCAGUGGGAAUUCCAGGUGGGACCGUGUGAAGGGAUUGAGAUGGGGGAUCACCUCUGGAUUGCACGCUUCAUCCUCCAUCGGGUGUGUGAAGACUUUGGUGUCAUUGUGUCCUUCGAUCCCAAACCCAUCCCUGGGAACUGGAACGGUGCUGGCUGUCACACCAACUUCAGCACCAAGAACAUGAGGGAAGAUGGAGGUCUCAAGCACAUUGAAGAGGCCAUCGAGAAGCUGAGCAAGCGUCACCAGUACCACAUCCGUGCCUACGACCCCAAAGGGGGGCUGGACAAUGCCAGGCGCCUGACGGGUUUUCAUGAGACAUCCAACAUCCAUGAGUUCUCUGCUGGUGUUGCCAACCGUGGUGCCAGCAUCCGCAUCCCCAGGAACGUGGGCCACGAGAAGAAGGGCUACUUCGAGGACCGCCGGCCCUCCGCCAACUGUGAUCCUUACGCUGUGACAGAGGCCCUUGUCCGCACGUGUCUCCUCAACGAAACUGGAGACGAGCCUUUUGAGUACAAGAACUAAGCGGACUGUGCCCACAAACACCGCCUUCCCCCCACACUUCCCACACCCCUAAACUUCCCUUCUAGAUGUAAUCCCGAGGGUACAAGAUAACAUGUUUUGUGUCUCAGUAA